AUGGUUGAAUCUUAUGCAUAUAAUUUAGUGGAGAAGUUGCAGAAGAGGGCUCAUGAGUUAGAAGUUCAGGCAGAGGAAGCAAAGAAAUUGGAGAGAUCUGCUUUAGAAUCUAUGGAGUCUGUCACAAAACAACUUGAAGGAAGCAAUGAUUCAUUGCACGAUGCAGAAUUUGAGAUCACAUCCUUCAAAGAAAAAGUAAGAUUGCUGGAAAUCACAAUUAGAAAGCAGGAGGAGGAUCUUGAGGAAUCAGAAUACAACCUUGAACUAGCCAAGGAAGAAGCUUCUCAAACGGUGAAAAAAGUUGAAUAUCAUGUGUCUGAGCUUGAAACUAUUAAAGAAGAAAGAAUUUAG
Molecule: messenger RNA, 351 nt
Organism: Fraxinus pennsylvanica
Lineage: Eukaryota; Viridiplantae; Streptophyta; Magnoliopsida; Lamiales; Oleaceae
Source: the annotation of a GenBank genome assembly